Parus major (Great Tit) is the source of this 3843-nucleotide messenger RNA. It is a transcript of the gene CASP7, whose product is annotated as caspase 7. NCBI's taxonomy places the organism in Eukaryota, Metazoa, Chordata, Aves, Passeriformes, Paridae. Bases 1758 to 2489 code for a protein of 243 amino acids. The record is from RefSeq and is a predicted model, not a curated record. Gene Ontology annotation, biological process: apoptotic process; proteolysis. Gene Ontology annotation, cellular component: cytoplasm. The transcript is spliced from 6 exons.
UAUCUCAUUAACCUGUUCAGCUUGGGAGGAAUCAUUAGAAUAAAACCAUAGUGUCCUCUGUAAAGGAAUGGGGAAAUGUGCUGCCAAGGCUUGUCUGUGGCAUUUGCCAUGGACUGGCACAGGGCUUCUGGCUGCUUUUGAGAAUUCCAGCAGCAGGAAUUACAUCCCUUAAACUCACGAGUAUUUCUGCAUGAAUGAGUGCAAACUGUUGAACUUGGGAGUGGUUUCAGAGAAGUUUCGUGGCUGCAUUGCUGUGCCACUUAACCCUUGCUGCUAUUUUCAGUCUGGCUUUUUGUGGGGUAACGUGGCUGCCUGAUUCCUGGGCUAGAGUUAGGUCACUUCCAGCAUUUUAGAAGGGCAGACAGUGCAAACGUGAUACUGCUCAAAUGCACCCAUCCCUGAGUGUUGACAGCUGUUCAUGGGUUGGACAUAAACAGAAAUGUGUGCACAAUAUCCUUGAAAAUAUCCUAGUGUCUGUAACAGCCACUGUUGUAUGAACAAGUUUUUCAGGAAAUCACUGAAGCCAGAUAAAUCUGUAGAAACUGGAAUCUCUGGGCUGAGGAAAUGCCUCUUCAUGGGCCUGAGUGGUUAUUUGUUGUUCUAAAAUGUCUUCUUCUCUCUUUGACAAAGAACUGUCUGGUGAUGAAGGACCAGGGGGAAUUUUAGGUUAAAAAAAGAAUCCAAGAUCUCUUUGAAAGUCAAAUGUAGUAUCAGCAUCAUUCAGCUCUAAGUAAUUCUUUAAAAGAAUUAGUUAAGAAUUGGUUAAGACUUUUUCUUGAGGCAAAUCAUAUUUAAUUAUUGCUUUCAGAGCCCUCAAGAAGCAUAUGCAAGGAGAAUAUCCAUAGUUGCAAUUUGCCAAGGAAAAAACCCCUAUAUUUCCAGACAUAAUCCUCAAGUAGAUACAGUUCAAUAUCUUGUUUUUUAGUCUCUAAGGGAAGUCCAAAAGAGGACAUGAUAUUAAGAUGGUCACAUGUAAGAAGAGUAUAAUGAAAGCCUAUCAUGUGCAACUAUUUCAUUUGGCCCUUGAUAGCAGAACGUGACAGCACUCAAAGAUAAGAAGAAUCUGUUUUGAAAUUGAAUUGCAGUAGCAUUUAUACAUGAUGAAUCAUUUAAAGAAGGUUUAUUAUAGAUUCCAGUUAGUCUUGCCCCUUAGUUAUAAAAAAGAGGACACUUAAAGCUAAAAGAAAACCAUUGUUAAAUCAGGCAGGUAAGAAAAUAGGUUACCUAAACAACAUUUAAUCAAUUCAUAAAAACCUCAUGUCUACAGGUUAUUAUUGAAGCAAAUAAAUUAAUAAUUCUUUAGAAAGAUGUCAGAAUGAGAAUAGUGAAAGUACUUAAAUUAAUUGUGAUUAUAGGAAGAAUUAAUUUUGUUAAAACCAAACUGUAUUAUACAGUUAUUUGUGCUGUGAAAGUCAUUUAUGUUUUCCUCUCAGACAUCAGCAAUAAAUAAUAAUUGGAAGCUGGAUGCUGGAACAAAUGAGAGAGGUGCCAAUAACUUCUUCUGCCCUUUUCUGAGCAUUGUUUUUAAGUAGGCUGACUCCAAAGCUUGCUUGUGAUUCUGAGGUUGAAUCAGACUCCUUAUAGGCUCUUACUGGCUUCAGUUCUGCUUGAGGAAAUCUUAACCACACCUGAAGCCACCUGCUUGGACCAAAAAGUCCACCUCUAAAAGCAGAAAAAGGAAGAAUGGAGAAGAAGAGCAGCCAAAGCCCUCUCUCAGUAAUCAAUACCGAAUUGUCACACCCACAUUCCAGUAUAAUAUGGAUUACAAGAAAGUUGGCAAAUGUAUUAUUAUAAACAACAAGAAUUUUGAAGACAAAACAGGAAUGGGCACACGCAAUGGCACCGACAAAGAUGCUGGAGAUCUUGCUAAGAGCUUUAAAAACUUAGGGUUUGAGGUUUUUACAUACAAUGACCGAAGCCGUGAUGAUAUGGAAAAAUUACUGAAGCAAGCUGCCGAGGAGAACCACAGUGAUGCUGCCUGCUUUGCCUGUAUCCUCCUAAGCCAUGGGGAAGAAGGGCUCAUCUAUGGCACAGAUGGACCCAUGGCUAUCAAGAGUCUGACUGCCCUGUUCAGAGGAGACAAGUGUAAAAGCCUUAUAGGCAAACCCAAACUGUUUUUCAUUCAGGCCUGCAGAGGCUCUGAAUUUGAUGAAGGUAUACAGACUGACUCUGGACCUGCCAAUGACACCCUGGAGACAGAUGCCAACCCGAGAUACAAAAUCCCAGUAGAAGCAGAUUUUCUGUUUGCUUAUUCCACUGUGCCAGGUUAUUACUCCUGGAGAAACCCUGGAAGAGGCUCCUGGUUUGUGCAGUCCUUGUGCUCUGUGCUAAAUGAGCAUGGAAAGCAGCUUGAGAUCAUGCAGAUCCUCACUCGGGUCAAUUACGUGGUGGCCACGAAUUUCGAGUCCCAGUCUGACGAUCCCCGCUUCAGUGAGAAGAAGCAGAUUCCCUGCGUGGUCUCCAUGCUCACUAAGGAACUUUACUUCUGAAAGAGCAUUUUAAUGCAGCCCAUGGUGAAAGGUCAGGGUAUGGUUUUGGGUGGAGAUGUGUCUGUAAACAGGAGUAACACAUUUCUAAUAACAGAAAUGUAAUAAAACUAGAUUGUUAUGUUGUAUAAGAUGGGGUAACUGAUGGAUGGACAAUAUGCAAUACUUUAAAGAAGCUGUGGGCCAGCCUGACAGUUAUUACUAAUUAUUGUAUCUUGGUUUCCAUUAGUGUGACUGUCAUGAUUUAUGGCUGCUGAAGAUUUUAUGAGUCAGCUACCUGACCCAUAAAGUUUUUUUCCCAGAAAGCAGAUUGAAAUUAAGAAUAAAACAAAAAUCUUGAGACUCCUUCUCAUUCACUGCUAUCUCAUGGAACCAUAACUUCCUUGGAAAUUUCCAAAGACCAUCAUAUUAUGGGUAUGUCCAGUAAUAAAACAGUUUGUAGCUAUUUAAAAGGGUGUUUCUUAGUCUAUUAUAUUAAUUUCCUUUUAAUGAACAUUAUUAAUGAAGGCUGAUGGUUGCUCUGCGCUCAAUCUGGAAGUCAGUUUACCUAGGCAUCAUUCUAGCAUAAGAUGAAUGUAUAAAAAUUAGUACUUUAGAUUAUUUACCUGAAAACUACAGAAAUGUAAUAAAUCAAACAAUGACAAUAAAAAUCUUUGUAAAGAAUUGGCAAAUAUUACUUGGAUGAUACCAUAUUAAAGUGCCAUUGUAAAGAUAUUUUGCCUUACAAAUGACAGUUGACUGAGAGAACAAUCUGAAAUGGUGGUAUUGCAGUUCUUCUGCUUGCAGAAAUAAAAAUGUCUGCUUGAUUCAGAACUUUUGAACCAUAAGAAAAUGACAAGGCUUUAUUAUAAAACAUUAAAAUUUAAUGUUGAAAAGAUAGAAUUAUGUGUUCCAGUAACAAUGGAUGUUUAGAUUUACCUUGUAGUUGUGAGGAGUUUUGCCAAAACUGGAAAUGCUUACUUGAAUCAGAAACCAGAAGUGCCUUCUUAGUUACUGUAUGGUCUUGAUUUUGUGUUUUAGAGUUAUGUUGGUGAUGUUUAUAUUUCUACUUUUUAUAUUCACUUUAGUUGGUAGCUAGGUCAAAAAAGUAAGUUUAAUGAUUUGGUUAAACUGAUAAAGAAUUAGUUGUUCACCCUUUUCCCAGUUAAUGUACUCUCCUUGCAAUCUUCUGAGAAAAUAAGUGCAUGGUAUUAAAGCCAAGUUACCAAAUUGUUAGGUUUAUUUUCUUACAAAUACUGUGACAUAAUGAGAUAUAUAUUUUUUUUCAUAAGUCAAAUUUACAGUUGCUUGAAUUAAAUAAAUGGUGCUUUAUGGAUAUAUUGAGCAUGAUAUCAAUAAAGACCUUUUUUAAAAAAUG